CCCUUAAGAAGAGCAUUUGAGCUGAUGGUAAUUUUGUUUGAAGUGUUUAGCCUUCCUUAGUAGAGCAAGUUCCAGACAUGCAGGAGUUCUGUUCCCAUCAAGAUGGGAAUAUGUUCUUGACACAAGAAUAACCACCAGGUAAAGCUGAUCUUCUACUGUUGCUUGAAGAAUCAGAAUCUCGAAGGAGAAAGUAUGAUGAACCACACAGUUCCAAUAUUGAGAAGCCAGAAGGUGAUGAUAAUAUGAAAGAUCAAGUUGCAGAUGACAAGACGAAAAAGCUUCAUGUGCGAACACAAGAAUGUUUCCUGGCCUACGAGUCAACAGACCAAGCAAGCAGCCAUUCCAUUUCCUCAGGGAGGGAAGAAAAACCAGGCUAUGGGUCGUGAGAGCCGGUCUAAGGCAGGCAAAGGCAGAAGUAGCACUAGCUCUGCCUCUCAAGAGGUUAGCAGCCGUGAAUGGGAGGUGGUAAGAAUGAAUGAACAAGAAGAAGAUCUCAUCUCCAGAAUGUACCGGCUCGUGGGUCAAAGGUGGGAUUUGAUUGCUGGACGAAUUCCAGGGCGAACGGCAGAGGAAAUUGAGAGGUUUUGGAUCAUGAAAAACCGUGGAUGGGCUUCUGCAGAGAGAAACGUUUGAUACAAACAUGAAAGAAUGAAAGCUUAGCAGCAGGCUCAUUGGAAAAUGUAGUUUCAUGGCUUAGUUUUAGCUUCUUGGUUACCCUAUCAAUCGUUUCUGGGUUUUCUGCGAACCCUGUUUAGCAGUUUAUGGCUAAUGAUUCAUAUUCAGAUGCGGCCAUGCUGUAAUGCUGUCAACGCAA
Molecule: messenger RNA, 814 nt
Organism: Linum tenue
Lineage: Eukaryota; Viridiplantae; Streptophyta; Magnoliopsida; Malpighiales; Linaceae
Source: the annotation of a GenBank genome assembly